Molecule: messenger RNA, 1292 nt
Organism: Platichthys flesus (European flounder)
Lineage: Eukaryota; Metazoa; Chordata; Actinopteri; Pleuronectiformes; Pleuronectidae
Product: zgc:172076
Exons: 9
Coding region: 19-1266 (415 amino acids)
Biological process (GO): phosphocreatine biosynthetic process
Molecular function (GO): creatine kinase activity
Source: RefSeq, a predicted model, not a curated record
UAACUGGACCCCUGCAGGAUGAGCUGCUCUGCACCAGCUCGACUAUUCUUGUGUCUGUUGUUGUGCGUCCGGCUGCUUGUCGACAUGUGGAAGGUCAAACCUCCAGUUGUGUUCCCGAUGGAGACCAGGUACCGGACGGUUUUAGAGAGUUUGGUUCCCCCCGACCCCAUGUCCCAGUUCCGGCUGAAGAGAGGUUCCCCCGAGGACGAGUUCCCUGACCUGUGCAGGAACUGGACCUGGAUGGGACGGAUCCUCACGGGGGACAUGUACCGCCGACAGUUCAACCGCUGCACCCGGAGCGGAGUCGUCUUCGAUGAUGUCAUCCGCCCGGGCCUGGAGGAACCAGGUGAUGGUUCAGGUCCUGUGUCGGUGGGAUGUUCUGCUGGUGACGCCGAGUCCUACAUCGUGUUCUGUGACUUCUUCGACCGAGUCAUCGAAGCACAUCACCAACACAAGAUCACCAGCCAGACGCCAGAGAGUGACCUCAACCACCACAACCUGAAGGGCGGCGAGGACCUGGACGGCUCGUACGCUGUCGGCUGUGAGGUGAGCGUGGUCCGAUCUGUCCACGACUUCUGCUUCCCGACCCACUGCAGCCGAGGAGAGCGCAGACAGCUCCUCACCCUGGCCAGGAGAGCUCUGCAGCGGCUGGAGGAGGAGCUGCCUGGUCGAUUCCUCCUCCUGGAGGAGCUGGACCAGGACCAGCAGCGGGAUCUGAACCUGAGUCCACCGUCGUCCGCCCAGCAGCGGGUCGGCGUGGCCCGGGACUGGCCUGAUGCCAGGGCUGUGUGGCUCAGUGACGAUGGCAGCCUAAAGGUCUGGGUCAACAUGGAGGACCACCUCAGACUGGUGUCCACACAAGACCACGCCAACAUCGUGGAGGCUUUUAAAAGCAGCUGCAUCAACCUGCAGAAGCUCGGGGCGUCCUACAGCGAGCUCCACCACCCGUUCACCUGGAAGCAGCAGCUGGGAUGGGUGAUGAGCUCUCCAGCUGACGUGGGCACAGGCCUGAAGGUCAGCGUCCACCUCCACCUGCAGCACCUCCCCCGACACAAGCGCCUCCAGGACAUCCUGCAGAGACUCAGGAUUCGUUUGAACAGAACAGAAUCCUCUCUGUUGUGUCUCGUGAGCAACACGGUGACCUUUGGCCUGAGCGAGGUGGAAGUGACCCAGCUGGUGGUGGACGGGGUCAAGCUGCUCAUCUCCAUGGAGAAGAGGCUGGAGGUGGGCGGAGUCAUCGACGACCUCCUUCCGACUCAGAAGUAAAAAAACUCAUAUCUGUGAAUGUGUCU